Molecule: messenger RNA, 3176 nt
Organism: Larimichthys crocea (large yellow croaker)
Lineage: Eukaryota; Metazoa; Chordata; Actinopteri; Sciaenidae
Product: gap junction delta-3 protein
Exons: 2
Coding region: 840-1682 (280 amino acids)
Biological process (GO): cell-cell signaling
Cellular component (GO): connexin complex
Molecular function (GO): gap junction channel activity involved in AV node cell-bundle of His cell electrical coupling
Source: RefSeq, a predicted model, not a curated record
UUUAGGGAGGGAUCUUUGUGUGUAGUAGAUUGACUGUGGUGUCCUUUGUGAAUUUUGAAUAGGUAAGUAGCCUUUUAGUUUUACAUCACUAAAACUUAAAAGACUUUAAUUCACAAGUUGAGUCUGAGAACUGGAAUAGAAAGACUAGAUCUUUCUUUUGCAGUACACCAGUAAUGAAUUGGUUCAGUCAUAAAAUCACUGCAAAGCAAUCAUAACAUGUAUACUGCCAGCAAUUUAAAAAAAAAAAAAACUGUCCAAAAAACUCCAAAUUAUGAUGCACAAUAAAAACUACUGGAUGUAUUUUAUUGCAAACUAAAUGAAGCACACUGCUUCAUGUAAGUUUCAUGUUGUCCCUUGUGAUUAGGGUAACUGAUGAUGCAAGCACCAUUUCCUACCAACUCUUUAAAAUGCUCAUCAGUCUUGCCCGGGUAAGAUGUAGAUCAGGACGUAGCAGGAAUUUCCUGAUGUUCCGCCUUGGCGGCCCCAGCAAUCCUUAGUCACUUGCUUUUUGGAGAGCGAGUGAGAGGACUAAAUUUUGGACUUUUGUUCACACUUUUCUUUGAUUUAUCUGAGCAAGAAAACAAGAUUUUAAAGGCUUAUCAAAGAGGUUCUGUUUCACAUGUCUCUGAGUCAGGUCAUUAAAACAUAAACCCUAUCACCACUUAAGGCAUAAACCCUGGACCAACCUUUGACCUGUAAUCUCACAAUGAGUCAUGGAUUGGAGAUAAAAACACAUUUAGUUUAUUUUUUUUAAAUCAGGGACAGCAUUUGCUCUGAGACGGACAGGUGAAUAGAUCUCCAGACUUUCAAGAAGCUACACCCACGACAGUGCUGCAAUCAUGGGAGAAUGGGACUUCCUCGGCGGACUCUUUCAAAGCCUUCAGAACCACUCGCCGAUGCUUGGUCGUUUCUGGCUCUUACUGAUGCUUGUCUUUAGGAUAGUGAUUCUUGGAACUGUAGCCAGUGACCUCUUUGAGGAUGAGCAAGAGGAGUUUGCCUGCAACACCCUCCAGCCGGGAUGCAAACAGGUGUGCUACGACCAGGCCUUCCCUAUCUCCCAGUACAGAUUCUGGGUGUUUCACAUAGUCCUCAUCGCCACACCUUCGCUGGUUUUCCUCAUGUAUGCCAUGCAUCACAAUAGCAAAAAGACCUCUCGCCCUAAACUCACUGAGGACUACAGAGAAGAACGCCGUCUUAGGAGACUUUACAUUGUCAACGUGGCCUUCCGCAUAGUGGCAGAAAUAGGCUUUCUGGUGGGUCAGUGGCUACUGUAUGGAUUCAAGGUGGAGGCCCAGUUCCCGUGCAGCCGCUUUCCUUGCCCCUACACAGUGGACUGCUUCACCUCCCGUCCCGCAGAGAAAACAAUCUUCCUAUGCUUCUACUUCAUUGUGGGGGUGAUAUCAGCAAUUUCCAGCUGCCUAGAGUUUUUCCACAGCUCCGUUAAGUGGUUUUGCUUAAGGCAGGGUUCCCUCAAACGACAGCACUCCUAUGUCAGCCAGAACCUCCACAACAUAAAGCAAGAGGAAGAGGAGGGACUAGGAGGAAAGUCGGUGUCAAGUGCACCCAGCACCAUGAGACUGAAAAAGGGACCACAGAGGAGCAGUGCAAAUAGGAAGGUCUCCAGCAUCGGCCACAAGCCAAAGGGCAGCAAAUAUGUGAGCAACAGGACAUUCGUGGUAUGAGAGAGCUUAAUUCAAACAUCCCAGUUUCCAUUUUCAUCUAAGUGUUAUAAUGAUAUGACAAAUUCCCGUAAGCCAUAUCCUAAAGGGCUUUUUGACUGAAAGUGUUUUAUGAUAGGAGACAUCAUAAGGAAAACCUUGGAGUCUUUUGAGAGCAGGAAAUAAUCAAAGACGUGAUAAGACUGCUGGCUUUGAUGAGGAAGAUUUACAUUGUUGACUUGUUUGUUAUGAUCAAUGGUUUGGGCCAUGAAUAGCUCAGGAAGGGGAAAAGCCUUUGGAUUACAUUUGAUACACUGAUUGUUAUUUUGUCUAAAAGACUGCAGGCUGAUUGUAUACUCCCGUACCACACCCUUCUUAAAGGAAAAAUCCACCAUGAAACAGCAGUUAGUGAACAAUGUAUCUAUACAUGAAGAUGAAGGAGAACUCUUUUCUGAACUUGGUUUUGCUGAUUUUUUUUUUUACACUUAGGCUACUUGUUUUCUUCCUGGGAGUUAGAGAAACCCAAGAUUGAAACAGGGCCAAACAGCUGGCCUGGCGUUAUGUUUAGCUCAUCAAACCUGUCUAACAGCAUGCAUUAUGUUUAACAACUCGAGCAGUAACUUUCUGGAGCUAGAUAUUUUUCCAGUCUUUGUGCUAAGCUACGCAAACCUUCUCAUCGGACUCUCAGCAAGGAAGCAAGUAGCCUCCGUGUAUUUCCCAAAAUGUUGAACUAUUUUUUUGAGUGUGGUUAGCUGGUGUGACAGCUGCAAUGACAUGGAAGUGUUCGAUUCUACAUUGAGGUAUUAAUGCAAAAUAUUUGCACACACGGUGUAUUCGAUAGUGAGACUUACAGCAUACAUUUAAAGUAUACAUUUAUCAAGGUUGUUAUCUUGUCCUUGCUUAAAGGGACACAAUUAAGUGGCAUUGCUGAUUGCACAACCUUCAUCUCACCCUCUACUUCUUACCAUAAAGGAGAAGUUUGUACUGGAUUUAAGAUUUUAAGUAUCACUUUUUAUUAAGGCCACCUUUAUAAGAGGUUCUUACUAAUGGCUUUUUAAUGGUUUGCUAAAUCUUUAUGCAAACUUUCUAUAAGAACAAGUUGUGGGUUGUGAUUUUAAAAGAUCUCUUUGACUUAUUUGACUAUAUGUUUCCCUCUGGAAAAGGGCUGCAGGUAAUUAGAACCAAACUCCUUUUAUUAACAACUUAUUAAGCAUUUAUUAAAAAGUACUUACACAACCGUACAACAAUACAACAGAAGUCUGUAUCAUAUUAUAUAAUCUUACUAUAUAUCUUUUUAGUAAAUUCCAUUAUACAGAUCGUACAGUAUAAACAUUUCAUUGAAUAACAUCCAUUGUAUUGUGAUUAUGAUGAAGUACGCUAAAAUUCUUUUUUAUAAUUUUUUUUUAAAUAAAUGAUAUCUUUAACUUGAAUGUGGUCAUGUGAACAAAGACUGUACUUCAGCUGCGCACAAAACGCAGCUGGCUGAUUGGGUCUUACUUUGCACAUGUACUUCUGCUA